AUAAAUAAAUUUUACUUUGAGACACGAUCUCCCUAAGUUACACAGGCUGGACUCUGACUUGCGAUCCUCCAGCCUCGGCCUCCCAAACCGUCAGUAUUACAGGCGUGCGCCACGUAGCACGGGCAGGCAAGGGUUUCUCGGCGCUGCUGCAUACGUUCUCCCCCAAGGGGUCGGCCCUCUUAGUCCAGACCUGACCUGGGCGUCAGGCAGGCCCUACGCGGGUUCCAGGGGAAAUCACACCGAACCAGCUCCUGACCCCGCACCCUUCGAUGACUCAUCCUCCUCCCGGGUUUUCUCGCCCUCUCCCCGCCCCGGCCCGGUCCGCUCCAGCUGCGGGGAAACGCCCUCCGGAACCAGCCAUCUCAGCUCCGGCUCUUCGGGCUCCGGCAGCCGGCCGCCCGCCGCCCAAGGAUCUGCUCGACCCCGCCCACCGGAGCGACGCGCCCGAGUUAGGACCCCGCGGCUGGCCGUGGCGCUGCCUGACGGUGCCGCCGAGGGACAAAGACCCCUGCGCCCCUCGCUAUCUAGGGCCGGGGGCUGGGCAGCGCUCGCUUGCUGGGCUAUGGACAGAGGCAGCGUGGCACCCACGUUCAGCCCUGUCGGGUUCCGUCCCCCGCGGCGCGGCGCGGCGCGGCAGGCGAGGACCCGGGCGGCCGGGGUCCUGACAGCACGGGCGACGCUUCGGGCGGGUGCUGCAACAAUGGAGGCCAUGUUGGCACGACUGAAACACCUGAAUCCGGACGACCUUAGAGAAGAGAUUGUCAGAGCUGGCCUGAAGUGUGGGCCCAUCACGGCAACCACCCGGUUUGUGUUUGAGAAAAAGUUGGCUCAGGCUUUGCUGGAGCAGGGUGGGGCCUUGCCUCCCUCCAUUCCCAACCAAGUGGGCCUGGACACACCUAGCACACUGACCUCUGCUGCAGGCAGCCCUGCCGGGCGGGCCAGUUACUCUGAGGACAGGGAUUUUGGUUACAAUGUGGGCUUGAACCCCCCGGAGGAGGAGGCUGCAAUGUCUGAGGCCUGCCCAGUGCUUCUCAGUGCUUCUGCCAAGAUUGGCUCUAAUAAGGCCGGAGAGACAGUCGCCAAGGAACCAGCCCUAUACUAUGGCGUGUGCCCGGUGUAUGAAGAUGGUCCCAUGAGAAACGAAAGAAUCCAUGUUUAUGAAGAUAAAAAGGAAGCACUGCAAGCUGUCAAAAUGAUCAAAGGAUCCCGGUUUAAAGCUUUUCCAACCAGAGAAGAUGCUGAAAAAUUUGCUAGAGGAAUUUGUGAUUAUUUUCCUUCUCCGAGCAGAGCCUCGUCCCCUCUGUCCCCUGUAAAAGUGGCUCCACUUUUCAGCAGUGGUGGGUGGAAAGAUGGUUUGUGCUUCUCUGAAUCAGAAACAAUAAACAAAGAGGGAGCAAACAGUUACAAAAGCCCCCGCACACAGGACCUCACUGCUAAGCUGCGAAAAGCUGUGGAGCAGGGAGAAGAAAAGACCUUCUCUGACCUCAUCUGGAGCAACCCCCGGUACCUGAUUGGCUCAGGGGACACUCCAACUAUUGUACAGGAAGGAUGUAGGUACAAUGUCAUGCAUGUUGCUGCCAAGGAGAAUCAGGCAUCUAUCUGCCAGCUAACACUGGAGACUUUGGAAAACCCUGAGUUCAUGCAGCUUAUGUACCCAGAUGAUGAUAUGGACAUGCUGCAGAAGCGCAUCCGCUACCUUGUGGACCUGUAUCUGAACACUCCUGACAAGGUGGGGUAUGACACACCGCUGCAUUUUGCUUGUAAGUUUGGGAAUGUGGAUGUGGUCAACGUGCUUUCUUCACACCCUUUGAUUGAGAAAAAACCAAAGAAUAAAUAUAACAAAACACCCGAAGAGGUAAUUUGUGAAAGAAACAAAAGUAAACCUGUAGAACUAAAAGAGAGGAUCAGAGAAUAUUUACAGGGUCACUACUACGUGCCGCUUCUGAGAGCAGAUGACACCUCCUCUCCUGUCAUUGGGGAGCUGUGGUCCUCAGACCAGACAGCUGAGGCCUCGCCUGGUAGCUGCUGUGGAGCCAAUCCCCGCGACCCUGUGCUGACCCUGAGGGCCUUCGCGGGGCCCCUGAGUCCAGCCAAGGCAGAAGAUUUUCGAAAACUCUGGAAAACGCCACCUCGAGAGAAAGCAGGCUUCUUCCACAGUGUCAGGAAGUCUGAUCCAGAAAGAGGCAUUGAGAGAGUAGGAAGGGAGCUCGCUCAUGAGCUAAGGAUUCCCUGGGCCGAAUACUGGGAAUUUCUGGGCUGUUUUGUGGAUCUGUCUUCCCAGGAGGGCCUGCAGAGACUAGAAGAGUAUCUUGCUCAACAGGAAAUGGGCAAAAAGGCGCAACAGGAAACAAGAGAAAAUGAAACCUGUCCCAGAGAGAAAGCCUUCACCUCUGGCCAUGAGAAGCAGUGUUGCAACUCCAUUUCCGUGGGGGCAUUUCUAGAUGGGGAUGGUGACGUGAGCCUAGAAGAAAUGAAAAAUCGGCAGAAUAGAGCUCAAAACCACAGCCAGCCCAAGGCUGAUGCAUUCAGAAACUUGGAGCCUGGUGCUAAGGCAGACUGCAUGGGAGCUUCAGGCCCAUGCCACUCAGUCCCAAAUGGGCUCUGCUGUCCCCCAAGUCCCAGCAGGGCCCUAUGCAGAAGACCAGAGGCUCCUGGAGCAGAGCAGGCCCUUCUGUCACAUGUCUCCGGUUUGAUGCUUGAGUUCAAUAAACUGAAUUUGCAAAAUCAAGGUGGUAGCCUUUCCAAGACACCAAAUACAGAUAAGAAUACAAAAGAUAAGAUAAAGAACACAGUAGAAAAUGGCUUGUCAGCACCUGCCGCUGCUGCAGACAAACUCAGAAAUAACCAAACAGGGGCAGAAAGUGAUGUAUCAGCUGUGAUGGCUACGAUGUCCUUGGAUUCCGAGUCCCAGGCUGUGCCAAGCCCUGUGACCAACCCUACCGGCAGACUUUUCCUUUGUGGAGAGGAGCCAUGCAAGCUGGACCAGGAUGUCCUGGCAGCUCUGCAGGGUGUGGACAUCAACCCUGAUCAGUACCCGGGCGUGCAUCGGUGGAGGAGCGCUGUCCUGUGCUACUUGCCUGCAGACAGGCAGAGUUGGCCAAGCCCUGCACUGAAAGGAAAACUCAAGUGUCAGCUGUCAGACCUCUGCAUCCCCGACAGCAGCAGCCCAGGGCGAAGGGCUCCAGCUGGCGGCAGCCCUGGGAGGCCUGGCCAUGCUCCUCACUCCCCCAGCCUGGGCAGCCCUGGGCCCUACAGCCCUGUGCGCGGGCGCCUCCUGCACCGGACAGUGGUCCCCGGAACCCAGCUUGCAGUCCCGUAGAGGGCGCUCAUUCCCUUCUCCGCUUUCAAAGGAAGAGGGAGAUGUACUUAUUGGUAAGAUUUUGUAAAGGAGCAUAUUCUGAGUAACGUACAGUCUGCACUUGCAGGGUACAGGGAUUUAGAAAUGCAAAUGUUCUACAAAGAAGUAAAAAUCAGUGAUGUCUU
Molecule: messenger RNA, 3483 nt
Organism: Chinchilla lanigera (long-tailed chinchilla)
Lineage: Eukaryota; Metazoa; Chordata; Mammalia; Rodentia; Chinchillidae
Gene: Ankle2
Product: ankyrin repeat and LEM domain containing 2
Biological process (GO): negative regulation of phosphorylation
Cellular component (GO): endoplasmic reticulum
Molecular function (GO): protein phosphatase 2A binding
Source: RefSeq, a predicted model, not a curated record